AUGGCUAGCCCGGUCUCCAGUAUUCCUGUGCCCAGUGCUCCUGUGCCUACACAGCCAGACGAUGAUGAUAACAACAACAACAAUAACAACGGCGGCAACGACGAUGACGACGAUGAUCAGACCCCAGCACCCCCUGCUCCAACACCAGGACCAACAAAUCCUCCACCACCGGCUCAACCGGCGCCUACCACACUGGCAACCACAGCCUCUCCACCACCACCAGGGACCAACUCAGCAGGCACUCUUCCAUCAAGCCCUGUGACUAGUCUUGCAGACAGUCGGCCUUCUGGUGAUGCUCAGAAUCCAGUAGCACCAGGUAACGAUACAUUAGUAGCAGGGAAUGAACCAACAAACGGUGACGAUGGUCUGAGUUCUGGUGCAACGGCGGGAAUCGCAGUGGGCGUUGUCCUCGCUGUCUUACUGAUGCUCUUGGCCGCCUGGUUCUUCAUACGUCGGAAGCGGAGUCGAGCUCGCCAGGUAAAGGCUGCGUUAGCUUCCACGGCCCGAGCGCACACACCUGAUGAAGAAAGCGCAAAGAAAGCUGAGAUUUAUGCUUAUCGAACUCAGGAUCCUGCAGAGCUAGGAGGUGAUCCAGCUAUGGGCCAUGAUCCCAGACGACCUUCGGAGUUGGCGAGCCCUGUCGUCCCAGUUGAAGUUACCGGAGAUCGACAGUUUGCGGCGGAGCUACAGGGCUCAGAGGUGCCCAAGCGAACUGAAGAGAGGUGA
This is a messenger RNA of Plenodomus lingam JN3, 726 nucleotides long. RefSeq lists its product as uncharacterized. Lineage: Eukaryota; Fungi; Ascomycota; Dothideomycetes; Pleosporales; Leptosphaeriaceae. The record is from RefSeq and is a predicted model, not a curated record.